GUAGCCUCAUUCACUACAGGCAACAACUGGAAAGAACCCAAGUGUCCGUCAGCUAGAGAAUGGAUAGACCCUUGUGGGCUAUGGAUACAGUGGAGCGCUGCUCAGUUAUACAAAGAAAAGAAACUAUGGAUACAGGCCACAGGAGGGAUGGACUUCAAAACAUUACACUGGUGCAGGGGGAAGGUGGCGCCCUGUUAUGAAUCUGUUAUUUAUGAGGCUGUGGCUGCUGCAACAUCAGAAUCCACUAGUGUAGAGCCCGGCAAGCUGGAUGUGGGAGCCACCGAGGGCCACGAACUGCAGCACAUCGGCAACCAAAAGAUGCCCACAGGCCCCCCUGAGGACCACCUGAGUUUAAAAUCUCUACCACCAAGUGAGGAAGAUAAUGAUGAUGCCCAGAUUUUACCACCACCUGUCCUGGCUUUUUCUAUGGACAACCUGAGUUUAGUAUGCCUACCACCAAGUGAAGAUGAUGACUGGGGUGAUGAUGAUGGUGAUGAUGAUGUCCAGAUUUUACCAUCACCUGUCCUGGCUCGUCCUGAGGAUGGCCUGUUUUUAAGAUGCUCACCACAAUGCAAAGAUGAAGAUGAUGAUGACGAUGAUGGUGAUGUUGAUUGUGAUGAUGAUGAUGAUGAUGUCCAGAUAAGAUCUUGGAAAGGAAAAGACUUGAUGCUGGAGAGUAUAAGUGAUGUGGAGACUCAUCCAGGACUGGGCAGAGGACCUGAAGACAUGAGGUUGAUGCACAGGUCAAAGAGAAGAUUCUCACCAUCGCUGAUGCACACAAAAGUGGGAGAGGUGUCAGAAAGUCUGGGAAGAUCCAUAGUGGGAAAAGUUUAUCUGUAUUUCCUGGAGACUCAUGGCCAGCUCCCUUGUGCACAGGACUUCUGGAGAAGGCCAGCCCUACCACUGGCAUAAAUACCUCCCAUCUCCAGCCCUUCAGUAAAUAUUUAAGUGAUUCAUUCAAUAUUUACAACUUAAAAAAGUAGAGUAACCCAGUGGAACUUGAAUUUAACUAGAAUUUAGGUUUGAGAGUAACUGGUCAGUAGAACAAAUGACAUAGAUUGGGUGACAUACUGUGGUUUUUAAGUGUUUUUUUGUUUGUUUGUUUUAUUUUUUGUUUUCCUUAAACAGAGUUAGCAAUAAUUAAUUUGAAUAAAGAAGGAAAACAUUAAAUGGUUGGCAGGUGUAACGCGAACGCUAUUCCAUGACUUGUUCAGCCAUAGCCUCAAUUUGACAUGCUAGACGAUGAAUCCUAAAGACUGGUAUACGGUUACUGCACUGGAGUUACUGUUCUCAUUCCAACAACUAUAGAACAUUCUGAAUAGUGUUUUAAAAUUUUAUUUUAACAAAAGCUAAGAAAAAAAACCGUUACUUAUACAUUAAAGAAAAUAAACAUAAAAUGGUUUCCCGCCUGACAUGCAAAAGUCCCAUGACCUGAUCCUGGCCAGCAGGAGUAUCUGGUAUUGAGGAGCGGGGUCAAGAUGUAGCUGAGCUGCCAGCCACCUAGAUGUGAUUUCCUGGUGUCUCGGGUCUGGAUGAAGGAUGAUGCAGAGCCCGUGUUCUGGCCAGCAUCCCAAUAGGGCCCAGCCACUGCAGGAUGUUUCCAGCCUACUGGGAUUCAGGCUCCAGCUGACAGGACAGCUU
Macaca mulatta (Rhesus monkey) is the source of this 1641-nucleotide messenger RNA. NCBI's taxonomy places the organism in Eukaryota, Metazoa, Chordata, Mammalia, Primates, Cercopithecidae. The record is from RefSeq and is a predicted model, not a curated record.